AUGGAGUAUUAUGAUGCCGCGUUUUUCACAGCUGAGCGCGUCUACAACCGCCAGGUCCCUAACAUACGAGCGCCCAUCGAAGAGACGGACCAGCCUCUGGAAGGUCUUCUACCACACAGCCAGCACGAGAUGUUUUGGUGUGAAAAACGUCUCGAGGGUGACAGCACGCUGUUUUCUGCCGGGCUAAUAUUCUUUGAUCCCAACGAUGCUCUGAAGUCCAGAAUUCAUCCGAAUAAGUUGCUGAAAGCCAAAUUGCCUGGAAAUCACAUGGACGCCAGGAUGCAGCUAUAUUUCCACGGCGGCAUAACGUCCGGUGCUGUCAUUUUGCAAGAUUCCAAGGAUCCGAAAACUGGUCACAUUUCCGAGCGUGCCUGGUUCUGGCAACUGGACACGGAUGAACCAGCCGCAUUUGAGUCACAUCCCUGGGUCGACCGUCAUUACAAGUUCGGGUUUUUCGACGCCUUGAUAACCGAUAAGAAAAAACAUUUUGAAAUCAAGUGUGUCAAUCAAUACGGGUUGCUCGCACCGGACGUCGGCCCCGACCAAGCAAAAAUCCACGUUCUUCAUCGGCGCCAGGAUGAAUACUGUUGGGUGUCGCUGCACAACCCGGCCCAAGGCAAUUUGUUCCAAGAAUGCAUACAAGCCUUCCGUGCCGGGUAUCACUCCGACAAGCGACCUUUUGCGCUGCAUAAGAGAUUUGGCAUCAACGAAGUUGUGCAGCUUUUUGAGAAUGACGCGAUCGUGUACGGGCCGGAAGCGCUUCAUAUCCUCCGACGGUGUCCCUGUCUAAAUCAACCAAAAAGUAAAAGAAUC
Messenger RNA from Mesorhabditis spiculigera, 813 nucleotides. The record is from the annotation of a GenBank genome assembly. Lineage: Eukaryota; Metazoa; Nematoda; Chromadorea; Rhabditida; Rhabditidae.